Messenger RNA from Eruca vesicaria subsp. sativa (arugula), 276 nucleotides. The record is from the annotation of a GenBank genome assembly. NCBI's taxonomy places the organism in Eukaryota, Viridiplantae, Streptophyta, Magnoliopsida, Brassicales, Brassicaceae.
AUGUCAGUUUCCUUAUCGUACAUGUGUUUGAGAAUUCUCUCGCUAAUUCUUGGAAUCGAUAUCACUGAUGUGUCUGUAGCCGCCAUUACCUCAAUUUACAAAAACCUUGAACUGCUCGAUCUGAGUGGUUCCAGCAUUACUUAUACUGGCCUCGGGAUGAUCUGUGAUUUCUUACCUGAUACACUCUCAAAACUACUUGUUAAUUUCGAUACGAACCACAAUGUGUAUUCUUUCAGGCGGCAUUCAGUUUGCUACUGCUCAACUGCCUCUUCUUGA